Messenger RNA from Guillardia theta CCMP2712, 3018 nucleotides. RefSeq lists its product as hypothetical. The coding region runs from base 1 to 3018 and encodes 1005 amino acids. The record is from RefSeq and is a predicted model, not a curated record. The transcript is spliced from 11 exons. Lineage: Eukaryota; Cryptophyceae; Pyrenomonadales; Geminigeraceae.
AUGCCUGCUCCCGAGAUCAGACGCCAAGAGUCUGAUCGGGUCUUAGUGGACGCGAUCCGGCUCAGGAAAAAAUCUGCUAAGAACGUCGUGUAUGGGAAACGAGCGCAGAGCCUUCCUGUACUCAUCGAUCGUGCUGAGAGCUUUGCUUCGCUGUCCUCGAUGUCACAGAGUGACCACAAUCCUUUCAGUAGCAGGUGCUCGUCAUUCCUAGUUGUUGACGAUUAUUCGGAUGCUCCCAUCUCGGAGAGCGUAGGUGUGGACUACAUCCAUUUCUACAUCACCAACUCUCCUUGCUUCAAUCUCUUCUGCAUCCUGUUCGACGACAAGCUCCGCCCGCUGGAGAUUGUCUCUCAUCAGCACAGGAGAGCGACGAGCUCAAAGAUCAUCUACAGAACGAGGACACCCGAGGCGCCGCCGAGGAUAUGCAUGAACGUGGAAGCCAUCUCCACUUUCGUCACCCACAUCGUCUUCUUCCUCAAGUCCAACGAGAGGCUGCCACAGCAGCAGGAGACCUCCGUGUCGCUGCACGUCAUGAAGUCGGAUCUGCAAGAGAUGAUCUGCUCCUAUGACGUGAACAUGCUGUCGGGCGAGCAAGGAGCCGUUGGGGACGCGGUGGUGUGCUCCCUCUAUCGCAACGACAAAAACGGCUGGGGGCUGAGGAGCGUCUGUAAGACGGUGAACAGGACAGUCUUCAGGACGCAGGCGCUUGUGGAGACCGUGCAAGAAUGGAUGCUGGAGAAGAAACUCUUCCGUCCGUUCCAAGUGCAUGUGGAGUACUGCACUGCUGCUAGGCCUUCCUUCUCCCUCUCUGGAUCCUCCAAGACUUUCGAGAAGAUUUUCUGCCAGGUGAAGGAGCUGCUGGAAGAGCGAAGUCGACUGGUGAGGGUGUACGGGAACGAGGAGAAGAGGGAGAGGAGGAAGCCGAGGAUAGGAAGCUUCGAGGUGGAGCUGUCAGGAUUCCCUGGGGAGGGUGGAGGAAGGAAGAAGCUGUUUUCCAAGUUGGAGGAAGAACAUUUCCCGGAUCCUGCGGAGGUUGUGCGGAGGUUUGAAGGAGCGCUGAAACAGAUGCUCCUACCUGCCAUCUCAACUUUCAUCCGCGCAGCUCGAGAUGUGCAGUUCGAGGUGAUAGAUCAAACUACAAAUCAGCGAGUCCACAAGGUCACCGCCGAUUUCUACAUCGUCAAGGGAGGCGUCGAGCAUCAGGGCAGAGAGAAGGAGGGAGGAGGCGAGGAGGAGGGCGAGGAGGAGGGCGAGGAGGAGGGAAGCUAUCAGGGGAGGGAAGGAGGGGCUGGUGCAAGUCGCUCCUUCCUUGGGUCGUACGACUUCAUUUCGGAUGAUCUUGUCCUCCUUGUCGACUCGAGGUACCGGGUGAAGUUUUCAUGUGAAGGAUAUCAGGAUAAUGAACAAGUGGUUGACAUCCCAGAAGACCUCAGCGAUGGUCAGGUGAUCACCGUCUUUCUGAUCCCUCAGCGAGUAGUCGUGCAAGGACGGAUAGUCGUCCGAGAGUCUUCCUCCUCCUCCCCUCGCCGCGCGCUUCCUCUCCGCAACGUCAUCGUUGAGCUUCGCAGCGGCAGCGACGUCUGGGCGGUCGCACCCAACGAGCAGGACGGCUCCUUCCAGCUCCCCGUCCCCCGCGGCUCCUUCAUCCUCUCCAUCCGCUCCAAGGAGUAUGUCAGCAGCUCCCCGGAGCUGCGGGAGGGGAAGAGGCUGGAGCUGCGAGGGGACGCAGACGUUGGCGACUUGCUCCUGCGCUGGUCGCCCCAUCGCGCUCGCACGCUGCUGACCAUGGAGAGGCAGGAGAGCGAUGGAGCUCAGCUGGAGUUUCUCCUCAGCUCUCGCCCUCCCUUCUAUCGGCUGAGGCUCAAGGAGGAGGAAGAGAAGAUGUUCCGCCGCCUGUGCUCGAGACUCUCUUCCAUGCGCUCACACCUCCUCUCCUCGGGACCUCGGGGCAAGGAGGAUGAGGAGGAGGAAGCGAUGGAGGAGGAGGAGGAGGAGCGAUGGAAGAGAAGGCUAGAGGGGGAGGCAGAGACUGACUCUGCUCCCCGCCCCUCAGAGAUUCUUCGAUCUCUUGCUUGCAACCUGCUCUUUGAGCAAGAGAUAGUCUGCCCGUACACUUCAACCCUCCAGGUGUUUCGUGGAACCACAUCCCGCGGUCCCACCUUCUUCAUCCUCAUCCUCUUCCGCUCCUCCUUCAACUGCGCCUGCGACCUUCAAUCCUCCCACCUGCUCGACUUUCACCUGGACGUCUCCCCGCAAGACUCCAGCACACAGAGUCUCCUCCUCCUCCCCCUCCGCCUCCCCCACGCUCUCUUUUGCUCGUUCACCCCCAGCAAGGAAGCCAGCUACGUCAUCACUGCCAAACUCCGCGGGCAGAACCUCAGGCCUGGAGGUCAGUCGGAGGACGCAAUCUACUUGUGGGACUCUCCUCCUCGGUUUUUUCCCUCCCCUCCUCCUCCAGCCAGCAGGCGACUUGAGAUGGAAGUUGGUAUCCUCCUCCAUUCUACCCACCAGCUCUGGAGAGACGGCAGCCUCCUCCCCCUCUUCCUCCGACGCCUCUCAGACCGUGUGUCCUCUGUUUCCCUGUGCUGGUUCCUCCUGCUCCUGGAGGGUGGUGCAGUACAAGAGCUGCGCAUGCCAGACGGGACGGUCGUGCCGGUAACUGCAUGCGAAGACGUGGGGGAGGCUCUCGUGCUCCUGAACAAGAGGGACUGGAAGCGCGGCUCCUGCCGUCUAGUCUUCUAUCUGAAGAGCUUUCCUGGGGGAGCGGAAGGGGACGAGGAGCCUUCGGGGAGGAAGGAGGAGGAGGAGGGAGGAGAGGAGGAGAUUCUCAACCCCAUCACCUCCCAGCUUGUGUUGCAACUUCGACUCAUGAACGUCUCGCUCCACGUGCUCGGGGGGAGCGCGAGGAAGGACAUCAGCGAGUGGCUGAGCAGCUGGACUGGAGGGUCUUUGUCCUUGGUGUCAGCUGGAGACCUUGAGCAGAAGGCGCGUCAACCCCCUCAGCUCGGCUGCAGCUAA